UUCAUAUUAGAUUUCCUAUUGUUUUGUCUCUGUUAGGUUGGAUAGAAAGAACGUGUUUUAAGAAAGUGAAGUUUUUGUAGAAGGAAUUUGGUUUUGGAUUUGAUGUUUUCUGAGAUGGAACUGUUUGAUUUCUGAUUUGAACGAACUGUUUGAUAUGGAAACUUUGAUAUGUGUGAAUUGCUCAUUUUCUCUUUAGUUUUGUCGCAAUUAAUUGUGAGUCGCACCUGGCAAUUCACUGCAGCUUCAUUGUAAUGCUAGUAACUUUUCCAGAUUUUUCCAAGCGAAAAAAAACAAAACAAAACAAACAAACAAACAUUUUCAGAUUUUUACCCUGAAUUUUAUCGCUAUCCGUGAUAAGACACUGGGAAGGAAGAAGAUAUUUCCUUUAAUAUGAAAAUAUGGUGGAGAAAAAAUAUUUGCUAAGCCUAGUCGAUUAUGGGCACCUGUAAAAGAAAACAAAGUUCUGAGCCUUUUUUUGUUAAGUAUUAUUUCUGAAUUGCACACUGAAUUAAGUUGAAUAUUCUAGUUUUGCUCCUUAAUUUCCAGUAAUUCUAUUACGGAUGCUUAAAUAUGGUUUGAUUAAAUAGGGUUGCUUAAAUAUACUUCAGUCCUUAUGUAUUAUUCUAUCUCGGAUUUAAAAUCUCUGAGAUGCAGGGCAUUCCUGUGUAACCAGGAACAUCUUCUGCAUGGACUCUACUAUCUUAAAUAGUUAUUUUAUCUGUUGCUGUGAUUAUGUGUAUUUGGUAAUGGGCUUCUAUCAGUUUAUUUUAGUUUCUAAAAGUAAUAUUCAUCAGGAUAUACCUCUUCAUGCUGAGCAUCUUCCUCAAUUGGUGAUAAAAGUCUCUCUCACUUAAUUAAGACCCGUUCCCAGUCAUUUUCAGUUUUAAGUGAUAGAUGAUCAUGCUUUGUUAACCACAUUUAAUUGAAAAAACCAUAUAUGUGUUUAUUUGUAUGCACGUAAUUUAUGUUGUCAAAAGAAGUCUCAUGUUUGUUGUUGUUUUGACCUGCAAGAAUGAAGAUGGCUGGGUUCUAUUUAUUUUGACAAAAGUUUAUUGAAUUGUAAUGGCAAAAUUCUUUGAUUAAAAGGAGUAGCUAGGCACAAUGGGAACUAUUUACUUGGAAACUUGGGUUUUCGGUUUUCUGAUAAAUAGAAAAUUCCAUAUAUUUGCUGGAAAAUCUGUACACAAUAUUGUUUCUCUUAGUUCACAUUUUCAUGAUGGUCAUUUAAAAAUUUUGGCUAAUGGUCUUUUUGGAUUUUCUUUACUUUGCUGAUAUUGUGGCAAUAUGUUGGAAAAAAUAACACUAUUAGUGGAGGAAGAGAUUCUUUUCUUGAAAUAUAUAUUUUUUUAGUGGAGUAUGAAUGGAUGCUGUGUGUAGGCCCAUUCAGGAAUAUAUAGUGAGCAAGAUGUUGGAAAUUUGACAAGCUUUGGACAUUCAAGGGUACUCUCAGACCAUGCUAGUCUAUUUGUAAAGGGAUUGGCUCAAAAAGGCUCUCCCCCAUGGCGAGAUGAUGACAAAGAUGGGCAUUACAUGUUUGAGCUUGGAGAGAAUUUAACACCCCGCUGUAAUUUCACUUUGUCACUGUUAAAGACAUCUUUGGGUUCUCAGCAUUUCUGUUAUGCAUGUUACUGAUUCUCCAUGUUUGACUUUUACUAUCAAGUACUUCUUUAUUCAAAAUGCACUGAAAAUUUUGAAUGUUUGUUUGUUUUUUAUGCCACUCAAUGUUUAUCUGCAAAGUAUUCCGGUUUUUAAAUUAAUUGUGUUUUACACUGAGGUGAUUACCAUUUAACAAAUGGAGUUUCUGUUUCUUUCUAGUGAAAAAUAUCAUUUUAGCAACGUAUAUCAAAAGCAGUGGAACUUCCCAGAAUCUUGAUGUGAAGCAUGGAAAAUCUUCUGUGCUUGGGCAUUAAGAUCAACUUCAGUGCUGUUGGUUUUAUUUCUGUUUACAAUAGGCGAUGCCAACCAAGUGCAAAGCUCCUUUUAUAAAACAGAAUAAUUCCUUCAAUUUCUUUUCAUUUAUUUAAUUUAUUUUUCUUUUUUUAUGUGUUUUUGAAUUUGUUUAGUUCAAAUGAGUACAACAAACUUAAUAUGUUUACUGUAAAUUGUUUUAUCAAUUUGGCCUAACUAUCUCAUUACUUCAUUACCUUAUUCUCUUUGGUUCUAUACUUGCAGACAAGAUCCUCAGAAAAAUUGGUGAAGGUACGUUUGGUCAGGUUCUGGAGUGCUGGGAUAGGGAAGCUAAGGAGAUGGUUGCAAUAAAAGUCAUUAGAAGCAUUAAGAAGUAUCGUGAAGCAGCGAAGGUAGAAGUAGAUGUGCUUCAGUUGCUUGGGAGACAUGAUAGAAUUGGCAGCCGUUAUGCAUGAUAUGCGCCUCAUCCACACAGACUUGAAACCCGAGAACAUACUUUUUGUUUCACCAGACUAUGUGAAAGUUCCUGACUACAAGGUUGGAUCCUGGUCACUGAAAGAUGGAUAUUAUCUUAAGAGAUUGCCAAAGUCCAGUGCUAUUAAGGUUAUCGAUUUUGGUAGCACAGCAUAUGAGCGUCAAGAUCAUAACUAUAUCAUUUCUACUAGGCAUUAUCGUGCACCUGAGGUUAUUCUUGGUCUUGGAUGGAGCUAUCCCUCUGAUAUAUGGAGUGUUGGUUGUAUAUUGGUGGAAUUAUGCUCAGGAGAAGCUUUGUUCCAGACACACGAGAACUUGGAGCACCUGGCCAUGAUGGAGAGGGUUUUGGGUCCAAUACCUCAGCACAUGUUGAAAAGCGUAGACCGACAUGCUGAGAAGUAUGUCAGAAGAGGCAAGUUGGAAUGGCCAGAGGGUGCGACCUCCAGGGAGAGCAUCAAAGCCGUUUUGAAGCUACCCCGUCUUCAGAAUCUAAUAAUGCAUCAUGUGGAUCAUUCUGCUGGAGAUCUCAUAGACCUCUUGCAAGGUCUCCUCAGGUUUGACCCUUCCAUCCGAAUGACAGCUUAUGAAGCCCUGAGACACCCUUUCUUUACCGGAGAGUAUCAGAGGAGGUAUUAAGAAGAGUACAUGGAGAUGCUUUAUUGAUACUGGUGACCCCUGCUCUUGAGAUGGAUGUUGCCUGUUAGGUGGGGAUGAUUUGGUUUGGCCUAGGGGAAUAUUUUGGAAAAGGCUGGCCUGGUGUUUGUGUAAAGAGAAGCAAUCUUCUCGAUCGUUCAAGCACUGUGACCUAGAAUUGCCCGUUUUCAGCAUGUGAAAUUCUGGGUUCAAAUGUCUUUGUUGUGUUACCCAACCUUGAGAGGGAGUUUACCAAUUACCAGAGUUUAUAAUGUAAUUUGUUUUACUUACCUCGUGGAAUGAACGGAAGGAAGGCUUUGCCUACCGUGGCACACCUAUUGUUCUA
This is a messenger RNA of Diospyros lotus (date-plum), 3361 nucleotides long. RefSeq names its product serine/threonine-protein kinase AFC2-like. Bases 2311 to 3018 code for a protein of 235 amino acids. Gene Ontology annotation, molecular function: protein kinase activity; ATP binding. The transcript is spliced from 8 exons. Gene Ontology annotation, biological process: protein phosphorylation. The record is from RefSeq and is a predicted model, not a curated record. Gene Ontology annotation, cellular component: nucleus. NCBI's taxonomy places the organism in Eukaryota, Viridiplantae, Streptophyta, Magnoliopsida, Ericales, Ebenaceae.